CCGCCACCGGCCUCCUGAGCGCCCCUGAUCGACCCUGCGACCCGGCAACCCUGCUUCUGCACUGCCUGAAAGAAUUUGGCCUUUCCCGCUGGGGCCGAAGCCGCCUUUCCAGCGGCGACCAUUCAGCGGGGUAGCGUCCGGCAGGCACGAGGCGGCCGCCGCCGCGCCACCCGGAGACUUGGCGGUGCGUGGUUGGGCGGCGGGGCAGCCUGCCUCCCUCUCCUGCUUAGCUCGGGGCUUGUGAGGUGACUCUACUUGAAUUUCUCAGCGGCAGAAUAUGUAGUACCUUUAAAGGUUGGCAAUGAUGAGCAAGCUGGAAUCAAAGGAAGAUAAGAUGCUGGAGGUUCAGUUUGUGGGAGAUGAUGAUGUUCUUAAUCACAUUCUUGAUAGAGAAGGAGGAGCUAAAAUAAAAAAGGAGCGAGCCCAGCUUUUGGUCAACACAAAAAAAAUAAUAAAGAAGCCAGAAUAUGAUUUGGAGGAAGAUGACCAGGAAGUUUUAAAAGAUCAGAACUAUGUGGAAGUUUUAGGACGCCAUGUUCAAGAAUCCUUGAAAAAUGGCUCUGCUACAGAUGGUGGGAAUAAAGUUUAUUCUUUUCAGAAUAGAAAACACCCUGAAAAGAUGGCUAAAUUAGCUUCAGAACUAGCAAAAACACCAAGAAAAAGUGUUUCAUCCAAUUUGAAGAGUGAUCCUGAAAUUACCAUAGACAUUCCUCAGUGUAGCAAGGGGCAUUCUGCUUCAGACAAAGUUCAGUUGAAGACUACUUUAACACCAGUAAAUUUCUCGUACAUGGAAAGGCCCACUGCAAACAAUGAUAAAAGUGAAUUUCUGUCAACAGCACCUCGUGGGCUAAGGAAAAGACUAAUAGUUCCAAGGUCUCAUUCUGACAGUGAAAGUGAAUAUUCUGCUUCCAACUCGGAGGACGAUGAAGGGGUUGCACAGGAAUAUGAAGAGGACACUAAUGAAGUCAUAUUGAGCGAACAGAUUCAAGCUCAGAAUAGAGUACUUUCGGCUCCUGUUUGCAAAGAAACGCCUUCUAAGAAAAUGAAAAGAGAUAAAACAAGUGACUUAGUAGAAGAAUAUUUUGAAGCCCACAGCAGUUCAAAAGUUUUAACCUCUGAUAGAACACUGCAGAAACUAAAGAGGGCUAAACUGGAUCAGCAAACUUUGCAUAACUUAUUGAGCAAGGUUUCUCCUUCCUUUUCUGCUGAACUUAAACAACUAAAUCAACAAUAUGAACAGUUAUUUCAUAAAUGGAUGUUGCAGUUACACCUGGGGUUCAACAUUGUGCUUUAUGGUCUGGGUUCUAAGAGAGAUUUACUGGAAAGAUUUCGAACCACCGUGCUGCAAGACUGUAUUCAUGUUGUCAUCAAUGGCUUCUUUCCUGGAAUCAGUGUGAAAUCAAUCCUGAAUUCUAUAACAGAAGAAGUCCUUAAUCAUAUGGGUACUUUCCGCAGUGUGGUGGAUCAGCUAGACUGGAUAAUAAACAAAUUUAAAGAAGAGUCUUCUUUAGAACUCUUUCUUCUUAUCCACAAUUUGGAUAGCCAAAUGUUGAGAGGAGACAAAAGCCAGCAGAUUAUUGGACAGUUGUCAUCUUUACGUAAUAUAUACCUUAUAGCAUCUAUUGAUCACCUCAAUGCUCCUCUCAUGUGGGAUCAUGCAAAGCAGAGUCUUUAUAACUGGCUCUGGUAUGAAACUACUACAUAUAGUCAUUAUACUGAAGAAACCUCCUAUGAGAAUUCUCUUCUGGUUAAACAAUCUGGAUCACUACCACUUAGUUCCCUAACUCAUGUCUUACGAAGCCUUACCCCUAACGCAAGGGGGAUUUUCAGGCUACUAAUAAAGUAUCAGCUGGAUAACCAGGAUAACCCUUCUUACAUUGGACUUUCUUUUCAAGACUUUUACCAGCAGUGUCGGGAGGCAUUCCUCGUCAAUAGUGAUCUGACACUUCGGGCCCAAUUAACUGAAUUUAGGGACCACAAGCUUAUAAGAACAAAGAAGGGAACUGAUGGAGUGGAAUAUUUAUUAAUUCCUGUUGACAAUGGAACAUUGACUGAUUUCUUGGAGAAGGAAGAAGAGGAAUUUUGAAGCUCUCCUGUACUCUUGAAUCUUCUGUGGAAGAGUUGUACCCCAGCUGCCACUCCUCUAGUCUAAAGUGUUGUGUUUACAUCCAAUGUUAGACUCUUUUUCCAAUGUACAAGAUUUAAAAUUGGGAGGGGGAAUGUCAUCAGUUAGAACCUUGAUUAUUAGCCUGGCUGGUGUACCAUCCUAGUACUAUGCAGUGGUCCUCAAGUUGGAGACAACGUGCCUUUCAUUCAUUACCUCUCUGGAGACUCCUUGCUGGAAGGGACAGUGUGCUCAGGGACUAUUUGGAACUGGAUGUUUUGAAUUCUUUUAUACCAGAGAUGAUAUUCCUAAUAUUUCAAGGGCCUUUUAACACUCCUGGAGCUAUUUGCAAAUGUGCUUGUUCCAGAGUGUGGAAGUACAAAGACACUGCAGCAUCACGUAAAUCGGCUUUAUUUGCUAUUCCAUGUGUCAGAAUUGAAGAGUAUAACAGAGAAGGCAGAUCAUCUCUUACUGUUUCUGAAAUGGCUUAACAAAAGGUGUAAGGUUGGGGGAAAGUGGGUGAUUCAGCUUUCUCCUUUUGGAUUUAGGCUACACGCUGAUUGAUAGAGGAGGAAGGAGCACGAUGCUGUUCCAGUUGGGAGAGUAGGAAAAACAUGAAGCGUAUAUAGGGUGCAUGCCCAUCCCAGAAAGCACGUGAACAGUAACAGAUCGCGCUGCUCAGGACAGUUAACGUCUGUGCCGUCACCUUCAUGAUACAAGUUAGAAGCCAGGCUAGAGAAACACAAACCUGAAUUUCGUUUUAGUUAUUUUUUCAAGGCAACAGAAAAUAAAAAUUUAACUAUUCUUGUAUAUCAACAUGUUUUUCUUUUCUUGAAUAACAUGCAGAUGAGCAGCAUAUUAAUGGCUGGCUUUAAAUGAAUUUGAUUUCUCUAUCAAGCAGGCCUAAAAUUCACUGUAAGACAUUUCAGUUUUUUUUCUUAAAAUGACAAUUUCAAACCUCCUAAAUACUCAAGCCUUUUUUUCUCUUAGGAAAGAAAAGAAGGCUAAUCUUGGCCACUGUAGUCAGCUGAUAGUCUUCACAUACUCCCUGAACUAUUUCAUACUUGGAAAUGAAAUUCUUCAUUAAAAUAUCACUGUAAUAUACUGCAUCAUCAUUUCUCACUCAUUUCUCAUCUUGUAAACCCCUUUUAUGAAAGUAUUUCCCAAAAUGAUCAGAAUUUUUAAAAUCAUUUCUUUGUGUCAUAUAAUGAAUUUUAUUUUAAAUCCAUGUAUUAAGGGGUUUAGUCUUAAGCAUAAUUACUAGUCAAAAUAUUUAAAUUUAUACAUGAAUAGGAUUCUAAAAUUUUUAAAUUGUACCAAAGGAUAUUCAAUGAAAAGUGAUUUUCCUUACCAUCCUCUGAUCCAGUCCCUUAGGCAGCCAUUGACAGCAGUUUAAGCAUUCUUCCCAAGGUAUUCUAUGCACAUCUAAGGAUAUUUGUCUGUAUUUCUCAUUUUAAAAACACAAAUGGUGGCAUAUGAUACUUGCUGGUUUGCACCUUGUUUUUGUUUUUUGCUUAAUAUAUUUAGUUUAUAAUAACUUACAGUAUAAAAAAGUAUACGAAAUCUUUAAUGAACUAAUGUGCAAACUUUGCAUUUGCCCUUAAAUAUCUACUGGUUUAUUUUUAUAAUUUUUGUGUCUAUACUGUUUGCAAGCAGUAUAUGUGAAUAGUCUUUACUAUUAAUAAAGAAACCAAUUUGGAUAUAACCAUUUUUUUUUUCAUUUAUAGUACUGGGUUUUUUUACUAAAGAUAUCUUGAAGUGCUUCACAAGUUUUAUGAGUGCAUCUUACAGUUCUGAUGGUGAUCUUGGCAGAAUUAUACGUUCUUCAUUACCUUGUUUCAACAUCAGUGUUGCUUAAGCUCUAUCAAUCAGUUUGAUUGCUAAGGCUCCAAACUUCUGCUGUUACUCGCUUCUCGCAAGAUUGAACAGACCUGAAGCCUUGAAAGAUUUUUCUGGCCUCUCUUAACAAAAUGGCUAAAAUAGGCCAAAAAAGGCACAGGGGAUGCAGGACAGACAGUUAACACUCUACAAACUUGGCGUAAUACUGAAUUCCUUAGGCAGGGAGUUCUAAAACGGUUCUUGUGAUACUCCAGAAACCGAACUUUCUUAGCAUCAUGUUUGUCAUUUUAAUAUAUGAACAUGUCAUUCAUACAAAAGAUCAGUAAGUUUGAGGGAUGGUGCAUAGGUUUUACUUCUUUAAAAAAAAAUUACUAACAAAACUUUAGAAAUCUACAGUUGACCCUUGAACAACACAGGUCUGAAUUGUGUGGGUCCACUUAAAUGCAGAUUUUUUCCAAUAGUAAAUACUACAGUACUACACAGUCCACGGUUGGUUGAACCCACGGAUAUAUAAAGAGAAACUGAGCCUACACAGGAAGAGCCAACUAUAAGUUAUACUUGGAUUUUUUACUGUGCAGAUGGUCAGCACUCCUAAACCCCACAUUGUUUAAGGGACAACUGUAUUCUUCCCCCCAACCAAUUCAAACCUGGAGCCAGUAGCACGUUCACAAUGUAUUUUCCUACAUUCUAGGAGGUAAGGUGACUCUUCCAGCUUAGUCCUGAGUAGCUCUCAGAUCUAACAGUGAGUCAUGAGAGUCUGCCUCAUCACAGAUUGUGUCUCCUAAAAGCCAAGGGAUAAAUAAACUGUCAUGUAAAUGACUUUCUCAGGCUUUUUGUAAUUAUUUGAUUUCUCUCCCUUGGGAGAGUCUCUUUAAUUUUUCAAAUUGCUGUUAAGCCAUGUUAAUUCAUGUUUGUUGAGAACUUACUAAGUAGAAGGCUCUGUGCUAGGCAGUUGAGAGAAUAUGAAAAUGUGAUGUGAAAUAUCUAGUUGAGGUUUUAACAGCAUUAAAAAUUGCAGUAUCCUUAAUGUGUUGAAUAAAGUAAAUUUGAAAUAACUAAUGCUAUGGAAAAUAUAACUUUAAGCAUGAGUAUAACAAAGCUUAUUACCAAAUUUUCAUUAUUUUGGCAUAUAUCACUUGGGCCUCAAGUCUUAAGUAUUUAGGUCACCUAAAUGCUUUAGCAUCUUUACUUUUGCUCCCCAAAGUGUGGUCCUCAAAAUGGCAGCAUCAGCAUCUGCUGGGAACUUAAGAAAUGCUUGGGCCCUUACUCGAGCAUCUGAAUCAAUCUGCAUGUUAACUAAAUCUCCAGAUGCUCUGGUACCCAUUAAAGUUUGAAAAGCAAUGGUAUAUACAACUAAGCGAUCAACAUGUUAAAGUUAACAGUUCAGAAAAUUUGACAGCUGAAAGUAAAUAAUCUUGAGUGGUACUUUAAUAUUUUAAAA
This is a messenger RNA of Balaenoptera musculus (blue whale), 5384 nucleotides long. It is a transcript of the gene ORC2, whose product is annotated as origin recognition complex subunit 2. Gene Ontology annotation, biological process: DNA replication. NCBI's taxonomy places the organism in Eukaryota, Metazoa, Chordata, Mammalia, Artiodactyla, Balaenopteridae. Gene Ontology annotation, cellular component: nucleus; nuclear origin of replication recognition complex. Gene Ontology annotation, molecular function: DNA replication origin binding. The record is from RefSeq and is a predicted model, not a curated record. The coding region runs from base 302 to 2086 and encodes 594 amino acids. The transcript is spliced from 19 exons.